Molecule: messenger RNA, 756 nt
Organism: Aspergillus alliaceus
Lineage: Eukaryota; Fungi; Ascomycota; Eurotiomycetes; Eurotiales; Aspergillaceae
Exons: 2
Coding region: 1-756 (251 amino acids)
Source: RefSeq, a predicted model, not a curated record
AUGAACACCUUUUCGAAGCUGGUUGCCCUUAGUCUGGCUACCUCUGUAGCAGGUCAUGGGUACAUGUACAUUCCCUCUAGUCGUACUCGACUUGGCCAUGAGGCCGGCAAGGACUCCUGUCCUGAAUGUGCUAUUCUGGAGCCCGUCACAGCCUGGCCGGACCUCUAUGCCGCAAAGGUCGGCCGCAGCGGACCCUGCGGGUACAACGCACGAGAUGGGAUCGACUACAACCAGCCAACCAGUAACUGGGGCGAAAAGGUCGUACAAAGCUACAAGGCAGGCGAAGAAAUCGAAGUGCAGUGGUGCGUCGACCACAACGGCGACCAUGGGGGUAUGUUCACGUACCGCAUCUGUCAGGACCAGAGUAUUGUCGACAAGCUGCUUGACCCCAGUCAUCUGCCCACAGAGGAGGAGAAGCAGGCUGCUGAAGACUGUUUCAACAAGGGUCUGCUGUCCUGCAAGGAUGUGAAUGGGCAGGAGUGUGGGUACAACGCUGACUGCUCCGAGGGCGAGGCCUGUUGGCGGAAUGACUGGUUUACAUGUAAUGGAUUCCAGGCUUCUGAGAGACCUAAGUGUCAGGGAGUUGAUAACGCGGAGUUGAAUUCGUGCUACACGAGUAUCGCGGGUGGGUAUACGGUUACGAAAAAGGUGAAGCUUCCGGAUUAUACGUCGAAUCAUACUUUGAUUUCGUUUAAGUGGAAUUCGUUCCAGACACCGCAGAUUUAUCUAUCCUGCGCGGAUAUUGCUAUUCAGUGA